Xenopus tropicalis (tropical clawed frog) is the source of this 4507-nucleotide messenger RNA. RefSeq names its product protein tyrosine kinase 2 (gene ptk2). The record is from RefSeq and is a predicted model, not a curated record. The coding region runs from base 260 to 3664 and encodes 1134 amino acids. NCBI's taxonomy places the organism in Eukaryota, Metazoa, Chordata, Amphibia, Anura, Pipidae. Gene Ontology annotation, biological process: positive regulation of cell population proliferation; signal complex assembly; cell differentiation. Gene Ontology annotation, cellular component: cytoplasm; focal adhesion; plasma membrane. Gene Ontology annotation, molecular function: ATP binding; non-membrane spanning protein tyrosine kinase activity; protein kinase activity. The transcript has 36 exons.
AGAGCAGCCUCCCCUCCAAGAUUUAUUGUAUGGUGGGCAACCACACUCAGCCCUCUCCCAUCUGGCCGCUCUGAGGGGGCUUCUCACUGAAAGCAAAGAGCCUCGCCGGCUGACGGAUGUCUUUUGUGUGCACAUCCCAGUUUGGGCUGCACCGGAGACAAUAGCCUUCUGAUUCGGAGGGGUUUGGGAAGCGGCUGGCUUGACACCGGGGGCCUUAUUUUUAUUUUUUAACUUCCUGGAGUAAAGCAGAGCUUUCUAAAUGCCAGCGAAGCCUCUGGAUUGUGAAGACAGGAGUCGGAGCAACCGGGCAUUGCUGGAGAUAUUCCUGAAGAGACGGCAGCACAUGGAAAGGCCUCCCUACGAUAUUUCAAGGCUUUCGUUCCAAUCAGAAUAUGACAGACACCUAGCAUCCGGCAAGGCUAUGGCUGCGGCUUACCUGGACCCAAACCUAAACCACACUCCGAGCACAAACGCCAAGUCCCGCCUAAGCACAGGCAUGGAGCGCUCUCCAGGAGCCAUCGAAAGAGUCUUAAGGGUCUUCCACUACUUUGAAAGCAACAAUGAACCAACGACAUGGUCUAGCAAUAUCCGACACGGGGACGCAACAGAUGUCAGGGGAAUCAUCCAGAAGAUUGUUGACAGUCACAAAGUAAAGAACGUGGCUUCCUUCGGGCUCAGGCUCAGUCACUUGCACUCAGAGGAGGUUCACUGGUUGCACCCGGACAUGGGGGUGUCACAUGUUAGAGAGAAAUAUGAACAGUCCCAUCCGCCGGAAGAAUGGAAGUACGAGCUUAGAAUUCGAUAUCUGCCGAAAGGAUUUCUGAAUCAGUUCACAGAAGACAAACCCACCCUGAAUUUCUUUUAUCAGCAGGUAAAAAAUGAUUAUAUGUCAGAAAUAGCCGACCAAGUGGACCAAGAGAUUGCCUUGAAAUUGGGCUGUCUGGAAAUUAGGAGAUCCUACGGGGAGAUGAGGGGCAAUGCCCUUGAAAAGAAAUCCAACUAUGAAGUUUUAGAGAAAGACGUGGGCCUGAAGAGGUUUUUUCCAAAGAGUUUACUGGAUUCGGUGAAGGCAAAAACCCUAAGAAAGUUGAUUCAACAGACUUUUCGGCAGUUUGCCAACUUGAACCGAGAAGAAAGUAUUUUGAAAUUCUUUGAAAUUCUCUCUCCGGUGUACAGAUACGACAAGGAAUGCUUCAAGUGCGCCCUCGGAUCCAGUUGGAUUAUAUCCGUGGAGUUGGCUAUUGGCCCAGAAGAAGGGAUUAGUUACCUCACAGACAAGGGCUCUAAUCCCACCCAUCUGGCAGACUUUACUCAGGUCCAAACAAUCCAGUAUUCCAGCAGUGAAGAGAAGGACAGAAAGGGGAUGUUGCAGUUGAAAAUUGCUGGAGCCCCAGAGCCUCUGACUGUGACAGCCCCGUCCCUCACCAUCGCUGAGAACAUGGCGGACUUGAUAGAUGGAUACUGUCGCCUCGUCAGCGGAGCCUCGGAAUCUUUUAUCAUCCGGCCACAAAAAGAAGGCGAGAGAGCGCUUCCAUCCAUACCAAAGCUGGCCAACAGCGAGAAGCAUGGGGUCCGGGCGCACGCAGUCUCCGUAUCAGAUGAAUUUAGUGGGGACGAGACUGACGACUAUGCAGAAAUUAUAGAUGAAGAGGACACAUACACUAUGCCUUCCACAGAAGUAGUGUCUUUCUUUAUGACAGGAAUUCUAGAGAGCUAUGGAUUAGACGAAGCUGGCGAUUAUGAGAUCCAGAGAGAGCGCAUUGAGCUGGGACGCUGCAUUGGUGAAGGGCAGUUUGGAGAUGUUCACCAAGGGGUUUACAUGAGUCCGGAGAAUCCGGCCAUGGCUGUCGCAAUCAAAACGUGUAAGAACUGCACAUCGGACAGUGUGAGAGAAAAGUUCUUACAAGAGGCCUUAACUAUGCGCCAGUUUGACCACCCGCACAUUGUGAAGUUAAUUGGAGUCAUUACGGAGAACCCAGUCUGGAUUAUCAUGGAACUGUGCACCCUGGGAGAGCUGAGAUCAUUUUUACAAGUCAGAAAAUACAGUCUGGAUCUGGCAUCCUUGAUCCUCUACGCUUACCAGCUCAGCACGGCGCUCGCCUACUUGGAAAGCAAACGAUUUGUACAUAGAGAUAUUGCUGCUAGAAAUGUACUGGUCUCGUCCUCGGACUGUGUAAAAUUAGGGGACUUUGGCCUCUCCAGAUAUAUGGAGGACAGUACUUACUAUAAAGCUUCCAAAGGCAAAUUGCCCAUUAAAUGGAUGGCGCCGGAGUCCAUUAACUUUAGACGUUUUACCUCUGCCAGUGACGUGUGGAUGUUUGGUGUGUGCAUGUGGGAAAUAUUAAUGUAUGGAAUCAAGCCUUUCCAAGGGGUAAAGAACAACGAUGUGAUUGGUCGAAUUGAGAAUGGUGAACGCUUGCCGAUGCCCCCCAACUGCCCCCCCACGCUGUACAGCCUUAUGACGAAGUGCUGGGCCUACGACCCAAGUAGGAGGCCGCGAUUUACUGAACUCAAAGCACAACUCAGUACUAUACUGGAAGAGGAGAAGUUGCAGCAGGAGGAGCGGAUGAGGAUGGAAUCCCGCCGACAGGUGACGGUUUCCUGGGAUUCGGGAGGAUCCGACGAGGCCCCCCCAAAGCCCAGCAGGCCGGGAUACCCCAGCCCGAGGUCCAGCGAAGGUUUUUUCCCAAGUCCUCAACACAUGGUGCAGCCCAAUCACUACCAGGUUUCUGGCUUUUCCAUUUCCCAUGGGAUUCCCUCCAUGUCAGGAAACCUGUAUCCAGGUCAGGCAUCCGUUAUAGAUCACAUGGAUUCCUGGAACCACCGGACACCUGAUAUAAACAUGUGGCAGCCCGGCAUGGAGGACUCUGGGCCCAUGGACCUGAGGAGUAUGGCCCAGGUUCUGCCGACCCAUUUAAUGGAGGAAAGGCUAAUAAGGCAGCAGCAAGAGAUGGAGGAAGAUCAACGCUGGCUGGAGAAGGAGGAGAGAUUUUUGAAGCCAGAUGUGCGGCUCUCCAGGGGCAGCGUUGACCACGUGGAUGGAAACCUUCAGUGCCCAGCUGGGAACCAGCACAUAUACCAACCUGUUGGAAAGCCGGAUCACUCGGCUCCACCAAAGAAACCUCCGCGCCCUGGGGCCCCCAGCCACCUGGGGAACCUUCCUGCACACAACAGCCCGGUGGACAGCUACAAUGAAGGCGUCAAGCCAUGGCGGAUCCAGCCCCAGGAGAUCAGCCCCCCGCCGACUGCCAACCUGGACCGAACCAACGACAAAGUCUACGAGAAUGUGACCGGUCUGGUUAAAGCUGUGAUAGAAAUGUCGAGCAGGAUCCAGCCGGCGCCCCCCGAGGAAUAUGUUCCCAUGGUCAAGGGGGUGGGCCUGGCGCUGCGGACGUUAUUGGCGACAGUAGAUGAAACCAUUCCUGUUCUUCCGGCCAGCACUCACAGAGAGAUCGAGAUGGCGCAGAAGCUGCUGAAUUCGGACCUGGCGGAGCUGAUCAAUAAGAUGAAGUUGGCGCAGCAGUACGUGAUGACCAGCCUGCAGCAGGAGUACAAGAAGCAGAUGCUGACGGCGGCGCACGCUUUGGCCGUAGACGCCAAGAACUUGCUCGAUGUCAUAGACCAAGCGCGACUGAGAAUGAUCAGCCACUCGCGGCCGCAUUAGAGCCACCGGAACCCCUGUCCUGUUUCUCUCAGCAAGUUUCCCUUUGGGAUUCCAUCAAAGCCUUCCACCAGCAACGCUCUGCUUCUCCUGCGCUGCCCGGGCCACGACUUGCAGUUUUACCCCCCUUUCUUCCUCUUAUAACUAUGGCUGAAAUACGGGGCGCCCGGGGCGGAGUUACCGGCAACAUCCCCAUAGCAACUGAGAAAGCCAGCCUGCCCGGCCCAGUAGCCCAGGGCGGCCAAUGCAACAUGGAGGACAGAGGCUGCCCGUAGCGCGCAGAGGGUCGGAGCGGCGCAGAGAUUUACGGUUACCCGGGAAACCCAGGAAGCGGCCGCUGGAACUUUUUUUUUUCUAUUCAUGUAACUCAGCGGUUGCCGGAUCUACACAGCGCUGAGCAGCGAUUCCUUAUCAGACCUUUUACCCUCUUGUUUCCGUGCGGAUGGAUACAAGCAUUUCAUUGGACGUCAGCAGCCGCUAGUUCUUGUUUUUAUUUUCACCCAAAUAAAGUUAUUUUUUUGUAAAUGUGCCGUUAGCAACGUCCGCGCCUGCACAGACUCCACCCCCCCAGCCAUUCACUGUUUUUAAUUAAUUUAUAAAGAAGUCUCACGUUCCCGCGCAACGUUUUUACUCGCUUAGUUCACCCGCGCCUAAUGCCAGGCGACUCCACCCCCUUCCGCUGUUUUUUUAUCUGCAUCGUUGGUAUCCGAAUAAAUUAUCUUUUUGUUCUCUGUUCAACAUGAACCCCUGUUGCUUCGCCAGGGGGCGCUAUAACUUAUUCUCAGGAAGAAUAGAAUGGACUUGUAUAUAUACAGUACUUACCUAUUAAAGAGGUGUGACCUGCGA